AUGUCCGUCAUAUUAAGCCUUACAAUACUUCGUGGGAGGAAUCUCCCAGUUGCCGACAUCACCACAUCAGAUCCCUACGUCAAAUUUGUAGUAGGUGACAAGAGUUUCAAAACUUCAGUAAUUAAAGAGACGUUAGAUCCCAUCUGGAAUGAGACUUACCAAGUGAUAACGACUAUAGGGGAGCAGUUGAUCUUUAAAGUGAUGGACCAGGACUUUGGGAAGAAAGAUGAUUCGAUUGGGAAUUGUUAUUGGAAUGUCCCAGCGAUGUCUAAAGGGGAAGUGGUGUAUGAUAUCCUUCAAAAUACGAUGAAAGGGUUUUUAUAUAUCAAAGCGGAGUGUUUAUCAACUACUAUGGAAAAAUCAGUCACUCUUUUUGAUUUUGAAAAAAAGACUUUACUUCGAGUUAAAGUCCGGAGUGUGUAUAGUUAUUUAGACUCUUUAAUUCCAGUCUUAAAACCUAAAGACGUGAAUUUAAAGACUUUAGCAGACAUGAGAUACUUAAUUGACAUCGGAUGUACCUCUACACCACCACAACGCCUCUCUCGUGUUAUAACAGCUCGUGACAAACCAGCCGGCAAUUUUGUUGAAUUUGAUGAUGAGAUUUAUAUUCGUGCAAUGGUCAAUGAAAAGAUUUAUUUUAACUUCUAUGGCAAACAAAAAGGGGCCAAAAAUUACACAGAGAUCUGCGUCGCCGAGUUCCCAGUUCCCGAUUUCUUACAAGACGAAAAAACUAUUCAAAAAAUUCCAUUUAAGACGCCGGGCUAUGUCGAGAUUUUUGUUCAAUGCUUAGACAGCGUUUAUAACAACGUCGACAAAGAAAAAAUCCCAAGCAAAAAAAUCAUCAAAAAUUGCCACCAAAUCGUCCGAAUGAAAAUCUCCGACUCAAUCGGUUUCACUUCCUUUAUGUACCCUUGUUGCAUCAUCGAGUUCAACAAUCAAAAGUUCUCCUCCUCCCCCGUGUUGUAUCAUAAAGGCGAAGUCGACUUCAACGCCUUCUUCAACGUCGAGGCUAAGCCCGGGACUCAAGCCUCAAUCUCCGUUUUUAACAAAGACUUGAACAAACCCAAUGAAAACGGGAAACUUCUCUGUGAUGGAAAAUUUGUUGUGCCCGAUGUCAAAAUCCACAAGGAACCCGUCGUGAUCGCAUUUAACAAAACGACAAACCUCAAAGUAGAGUUUUUCAAAGUGGGUGGCGUGUCGAAGUAUUUUGGUGACGUGUCCACUCAGAAUAAGAGUGAGAAGACGAGAGAGAAGAUUGAGUUAGUGUUUGAAAAGUUUGAUAGAAGAAGAAGAGGAUAUUUGGAUAGAGCACAAUUCCGAACGGCUAUCCAAUAUCUUGUCCCCGUCGUCGAAAAGACUCUCUCCGUCUUUAUCUUCGCUUACUUUAAUAAAGACGGAAAAGUCUAUUUGGAUAAUUUAAGAGAUGCUAUAGAUGUAUUAAAGAACCAUAACACGCCAAAAGAAAUCACUCAAUUGUUCUUCGACUACGUCGACUUGGACCACAGCGGAACUAUCGAGUUCGACGAAUUUAAAGUCUUCGCACAAAAGACCGGACUCGCUACGGACGACGAAGACUUGGAAAACUUGUUCCAAAAGUACGACGUCGAUAAAACAAAUUUCGUCAGUUUCCAACAAUUCGAGAAAAUGGUCCAAUCUCUCAAGUUCGAAGAAUAG
Messenger RNA from Entamoeba invadens IP1, 1674 nucleotides. Its product is annotated as calcium binding protein, putative. Bases 1 to 1674 code for a protein of 557 amino acids. The record is from RefSeq and is a predicted model, not a curated record. NCBI's taxonomy places the organism in Eukaryota, Evosea, Mastigamoebida, Endamoebidae. Gene Ontology annotation, molecular function: calcium ion binding. The transcript has a single exon.